Messenger RNA from Phyllopteryx taeniolatus (common seadragon), 2858 nucleotides. RefSeq names its product Cbp/p300-interacting transactivator, with Glu/Asp-rich carboxy-terminal domain, 1 (gene cited1). The transcript has 5 exons. Lineage: Eukaryota; Metazoa; Chordata; Actinopteri; Syngnathiformes; Syngnathidae. Gene Ontology annotation, cellular component: nucleus. The record is from RefSeq and is a predicted model, not a curated record. Bases 1915 to 2424 code for a protein of 169 amino acids. Gene Ontology annotation, biological process: regulation of DNA-templated transcription.
AAGGUCAACCAGUUCCUUAUUCCAGUACGUCCCACCCGGGCGGGGUAAAGUCUCGCGCAGACGUUGGCGUUCUUCCGGGCAAUGUGGUAUUUAAAAACAAGCAUUAUUCCCAGGAUGAGAACCUCAACACUUUCGGGUAUGCUUGAUUUGUGUUUUCUUGAAAGUAAAAACAAAAUAUUUUUAAGUAUUUUAAUUUUUAGGCGAAAAAACAAAACUGCGACAGAAAAUUAUGUAGUCAAAGAAAAGCAAUAAAGGGAAAAAUCACUUAAAAAAAAACUUAAGAUGCUCAGGAAAAUAUUUCAAUGAUGUUACUGACCAGCUACAUGAAACAAGGUGAUAUAGAUAGAUUUGAAAAGCAAAUGUAACGUUAAAUAGUCCGUUUUUGAAAACUAUGUAAAAAGGAAUGUGUAAAAUCCUGAUUUUCUAAAUUGUACCACACACAUAACAUUUCGUUUUUGCCUUCUGCAUGCAUUAUUUAAAAAAAAUAAAAAAAUAAAAAAACAGUCAACUGCAACAUGCAUGCUGCACCCUAGCGGCCAAAAUAAUCCAAAUAAUUCCGUGCGUGUGAGUGUGUGUGUGCGUGCGCCCUCUGUGCCAGACUCCUCCAGCCAGAUGAUGGCGGCUAAUUAUUGGACACAAUGAAGCCAUUUUACUUUGAAUACAAACUGGCCUCUUUUUCCUUUCGCUCUUCCCACAUUCUUUGUGUCUCGUCGCUCAUUCUUUCUUCCGUGCACUUCACUCCUCUCACUCCUCGUUUUGGAUGAUUUCAGCUCAUAGAAUUAGACUUUAUUUGCACACAAGAAUAGUAACAUGACAAAAAAAAAAGUAUGUAUGUCACUGUGUGAAAGCUUUGUUAUUUAUUUAUUUUAAAUGUUUUUUUUGAUUAUAUUUAUUUUUAUUUUUACUCACCCGGGGCAGGAAAGGGAGGACACAGGAAGCAGGGAAGCAUCCCACCGCUUUCCUUCCCACUUCCUCCUUUCCUGUCUGCAGUCUCUUCCUGUUUGUAACUUGGGGAGUCACACCCCCAAAAGGGUGAAAAGGCGCCUUCAUUUGUGACAGUCAACCAAAACACCCAUGUCGUAUCACCAAUAAAGUACUUAUAAUACAGUAUAUAUUGUGUUUUACAAAAAUGCGUAACGACAUGCAGGUACAUGUGAAUGAAAAAGCGGAGCGUGAGGAGUCUCUGUCACAAAAAUGUGCGAGUACAGUCAAUGCACAGGCUCUGAAAUAUUCACACACUCCUUUUACUUAUCGCCCAUUUCCUGUUUUUGUAUUAUUUUUAAUAUCGGUACAGCGGCCACUGCAAUCCGCUUCUUCCUCAACAAUCACGGGACGUUGUUUGUGGACCUCGCGCGAGGGUCAAUCGCCUGAUUGACGGCGGCGACUAACCCCCCACCCCCGCGAUUGUCUAGUUUAAUUACGUACAGCCGCGUCGCUCGGUGCGCGGCGGUCCUUACUGCGAGCUUCUACUAGUAUUUUGGUUGCGACGCACAGACACAAACGCAGUACCCAGGACAAUGUUGACAGCUCCACAAUAGCCAGAAAACAGGACAUCCUCCUUUUCUGCAGCAGAGCAAUUACUCAGCCACUGCGUGCAUGCGUGACUAGGCAAUCUGAAGAAUGUGGUUUAGGAGCCGUCCACGCGUGCCAAUGAAGACAAUACGGGUGGCAAAACUCCUCAGCUCACUUCAACAUAGUUCAUUGGCACCACGAUUUGGUACAAAGUAGCAGGAACAGUUUCAUCCGUCCCUGCCGCUCACCUUCAAAUGUCAUCUUUCUCUGAGACUUUGCCGGCCAUCUGUCGCAGUAGAACCUGUUGCUGUGGCGGGGCCUAAAACGAGAACGAGUUGCGCAAACGUCACCUGCGAGCACACCGAGCCAAAGUCAGCUGGCUGCAGCUCACCUGCGACACUAAUGACGGUGAUGACCUCACUGCUGUACCGUGGUGCUGCGAUGAAAGACCUCUCCUCUUCCUCCUCUCCUCUCAACUCCCAGCUCCACUACCCUGCCUCCAAGACCUUCUCCCCGUCCCCCGGCGCCGUCCCUUCGGCCCCCAAGCUGCAGCCUUUCUGCCUCCAGACCGGGCCGCACCUCAUCGCCAGUAUGCAGCUGCAGAAGCUCAACUCUCACUACCAGAACCUGGUGGGGUCCUCGGUGGGACACCUGACGCCCGGUGCCGUUCAAAGGGGAUUUAGGGCCGGAAACCAGAUCCCGGGGCCCCCCGGAGGGGGGAUGGGUGCGGGUGUCGGGGCAGGGACGCAGAGCGCCGGCCCGAGCGGAGUCUCGGACUUUGACCUCGUAGACGAGGAGGUCCUCACGUCGCUGGUGGUGGAGCUCGGACUGGACCGAGCAAAUGACUUGCCCGAACUUUGGCUGGGCCAAAACGAGUUUGACUUCAUGUCAGAUGUGCCGGCUGGCUGCUAAGCGAGAACCUUAAAAGAACAACGGCUGAGAACAUUAGCUUAAUUUUGACACCAUUCAGACCUCGGUGAAAAAGGACUGUGUCUUCUCAAUGUUUGUAAAAAAAAGUAGCUAGUCCUAAAGGAACAAACUAGAAUCCAAACCUCUGUCAUCAGUUUAGUGGAUCACAUGUUCUUACAGUUAUGUAGAAAAUGGUCGCUGGGGUUGUUUUUGAGUAAUUUAGCUGGGCAUAAUGGUUAACCUGCUUAAGAGACUACAGCAUGCUAUCCAUUUCCUUCUAAAAAAAAAUUUACAUCUGUGCCAUUAACCCCAGCAACAGAAAAGUCAACUAAUUAGCUUGUCUUAGUCAUGCUAACGUCUCAAUUUCUACCACGUUUUAUCUUUUUUUCUUUUUUUAAAUAAACUUAAACGAUUUCCUUUCCAAACACUUCACGCAA